Molecule: messenger RNA, 379 nt
Organism: Drosophila virilis
Lineage: Eukaryota; Metazoa; Arthropoda; Insecta; Diptera; Drosophilidae
Product: larval cuticle protein 65Ag1
Cellular component (GO): chitin-based extracellular matrix
Molecular function (GO): structural constituent of chitin-based larval cuticle
Source: RefSeq, a predicted model, not a curated record
ACCUCAAACGCGCAACACAAAAACCUAAAAAUGAAGUUCCUGAUCGUCUUCGUUGCGCUCUUCGCCGUCGCCCUGGCCGCACCCGCUGAUGUAGUAAUUGUGCGCAACGAUGCCGACGUUGGACCUGAAUCAUUCAACUACGCCUACGAGACAUCCGACGGCAGUUCGGCAAGUGCACAAGGUCAGCUGCAGAACAUUGGCUCAGAAAAUGAGGCUAUUUCCGUUAAGGGCUCAUUCAAGUACAUUGGCGAUGAUGGUCAGAACUACGAAGUCAGCUACAUUGCCGAUGAGAACGGUUUCCAGCCAUCGGGCGCCCAUUUGCCCGUCGCCCCCGUUGCCUAAGAAGCUAUAUUAAAACUUACAAAAUAAAUUAAAUGUU